ACCAGAGUCCUCAAAUUUCAGUCCAAUUUCCCUUCUUCCUCCUCUAAACCCAGAAAACCAGCAUAAUAAUAGCUGGAACGAACUUAAACUAACCCACAUUUGCUACCAUCACCAUUUCAGUUUUUUCACCCUUUUUCUCUCUCCUCUCUAAGCAACAAACCCAGAUAUAGCACUACCUCUAAGCUAGCUCCAUCACCUGAUCUGCAUUCAUUCUAGAGAGAGAAAAGAAGAGAGAGAGACUGAAUGUGUUGAGGAGUGAGUGUGAGAUUUCUCCACAAUGCCCACCAUUUUCUCUCUCAUCUUCUUCUUCUUCCUCUUGCUUUUCUUAUCCAACUGUUACUGUUCUCCAAUACUGCAUCCUAGCCGUCGGAUCCUUCACCAGCCAUUCUUCCCACUUGACUCUUCCCCGGCCCCUUCUCAACCGCCACCUACUCCUUCUACUCCUAAAUCCGAUCAACAGCCCUUUUUCCCAACUUACCCUUCUCCGCCACCGCCGCCGCCUACUACAACCACCACUCCUGCCUCCCCUUUUGCCUCCUUCCCAGCUAACAUCUCCUCCCUUAUACUUCCACACUCUCCCUCCUCUAAACCAUCUAAGAAGCUCAUUGGUGUUACUGUUGCGCUUUCGCUUUCUGCUGUUCUCGUUGCGGCGGUUGCUCUCUUUUUCUAUUUUCGUGGUCGGAGUCGCCGCCGUGGGGAGUGUUGUGAUGAUGUUGAUAAGACGACUACUAGAUCGGAGACUACGAACAGUUCGGUGCAAAGAGGGGGUUCGUUUAACAGUAAUGCUGCUCUUCCUCCUCGUCCGCCGAAGUUGAGGAAUCCGUCGAAUAACAGCUCGGAGUUUCUCUAUUUGGGCACUUUAGUUGAUUCCACCGCCAUUAAUGGUGGUGGAGCUGGUGGUGGAAGAGCAGCUAAUUCGAGUAGUGCUCGGAGGGGUGUCGGUCCUCGGAAACUCGACUCCCCGGAGCUCCACCCUCUGCCGCCUCUCAGCGGGCGGCAGCUGCUGCAACAACAACAGCAACAUCAGCAGCAACAACUACAAUAUCAACAACAAUAUCAACAACAACAACAGCAUCAAUUGUCUUCUCAGCAUGAAUAUCUUCAUCAACAACAACAUAAUCAGCAACAGAAUCAAAGAGUGGAUGAAGAUCAAGAGGAGUUUUACUCACCUAGAGGUUCAGUGAGUGGAAGAGAGAGUGGAUCAGACUCUAGGAGAGUAUUUGCAGCUGUUGUCCAAGCUGAGAAGCUCAACAAUGGCGGAGCAGCUAACUGUGAAGACACUUCUUCUUCGUCCUCGUCUUCUUCGUCAAACAGUGGCUCUCCAGCGCGAUCAGCUUCCAUCAGUAUCUCUCCCGGUGUGAGCGCAAGUCCGAAAGACAGGUCUUCAAACCCUAAAUCCUCGCCGGAGUUUAUCGAAUUGCAAGUCCAACCUUCGGCGACUGUGUCAUCACCGCCGUUGCCAGAGAUGCAUUUCUCACCGCCUUAUUCCCUUACAUCGUCGCCGGAAAGAGAGAUGGAGCCGAUCAAGGAAGAAGAGGAGGCGGAGGAAUCACCAUUGUUGUCAAAUAAUUCGAGUUCGAGCCGGAUGAAUUCACCUCCGGAAUCUCCAAGAUUAUCGCCAUUGAAUGGGAAAAUUGGGAAGAUGUCGCCGGAGGAGAGGGAAUGGGGCGUUUUAGGUCGUAAUUCACGGUCUCCUGCACCGGCGUCGCCGGCGUUGUCAGACGCUUCUAGCACUCGUAGUCGGAAAUCAUCGCCACUUUCUGCACUGAAACUACCUGCGUUUUUGGGAGGAAAGAGAAAGGAAUCUCCAGAAUCUACAACAAUGUCGAAUUCUCCAAUCUCACCUCACUCUCCACCAUCGCCGAUCUCUCCGAUCUCAUCUACAGAUUCAUCAUCACAAUCGUCCAAAGCUUACUGUGCUUCGCCAUUGUCGAAUGCUUCAGCCGGAAACUCACCGAUAUCACCAAUCAUCGGUAAGCUGAAUAAUUCAUCGCCGGUGAGGAUCAUCAGCGCCGCUCCCCCGCCUGCACCAACACCUCCACCGCCGCCGCCUCCUCCACCAUUGAGGAGGUCCCAGAGUCCACCGCCACCACCUCCACUGCCUGUGAGUGAACCAUCUGUGUCUGUGUCAACACCACCACCAGUGGCAGUAGAGAAACGAACUUCUGAAUCUUCAGUGGAAGGUUCUGGAAGUGAGGAAACCACACCAAGGCCAAAAUUGAAGCCUUUACAUUGGGAUAAAGUCAGGGCAAGUUCAGAUAGGGAAAUGGUGUGGGAUCAGAUGAAAUCUAGCUCAUUCAAAUUGAAUGAGGAAAUGAUCGAGACGUUGUUCGUAGUAAAGACUCCUAAUCCAAAUCAGAAGGAAAUGCAAGGAAAGCAUGUUCAACCUUCAUCAAUGCAAGAGAAUAGAGUUCUUGAUCCAAAAAAGGCCCAGAAUAUUGCGAUAUUGUUAAGGGCACUCCAUGUGACAAUGGAGGAAGUUUGUGAAGCCCUUUUGGAAGGUAAUGCAGAGACUCUCGGAACAGAACUUCUGGAGAGUUUACUGAAGAUGGCACCAUCUAAGGAAGAAGAACGCAAACUAAAGGACUACAAAGAUGAUUCACCUGUCAAGCUUGGGCAUGCUGAGAAGUUUUUGAAGGCCGUGAUUGAUAUACCUUUUGCGUUCAAAAGGGUGGAAGCAAUGUUGUACAUGACCAAUUUUGAGUCCGAGGUCGAGUACCUAAAAAAGUCUUUUGACACUCUUGAGGCAGCAUGUGAUGAGCUACGGAGCAGUAGAAUGUUCCUAAAGCUUCUAGAAGCCGUCCUAAAAACAGGAAACCGCAUGAACGUUGGCACAAACCGCGGUGAUGCUCAUGCUUUCAAGCUCGACACGUUGCUCAAACUCGUCGAUGUCAAAGGUGCAGACGGCAAAACUACCCUUCUACACUUCGUGGUUCAAGAAAUCACAAGAACCGAAGGCCAACGCCAAUCAUCCACCACCACCAACAACGAACCUUCAGCUUCAAUUGAUGAAGCCAAAUGCCGAAAGCUAGGGUUAGAAGUUGUAUCAAGCAUCAGCUCAGAACUCAACAAUGUCAAAAAAGCUGCUGCAAUGGACUCUGACAGUCUCAGCAAUGAUGUUGCAAAGCUUACACUAGGUCUAGCAAGAAUUGGUGAAAUUGCAAGAUUAAACAAACAGGAAAACAACAUCAGAAAGUUUUCUGAAUCAAUUAACCAGUUCAUGAAAAUGGCAGAAGAAGAAAUCUUCAGAGUUCAAGCCCAGGAAAGUGUAGCUCUUUCUCUAGUGAAGGAGAUAACAGAGUAUUUCCAUGGAAACUCGGCUAAAGAAGAAGCUCACCCAUUUAGAAUCUUCAUGGUAGUGAGGGAUUUCCUUUCGGUUUUAGACCGUGUUUGUAAGGAAGUCGGGAUGAUAAAUGAACGGACAAUAGUGAGUUCCGCGCAUAGAUUUCCGGUACCGGUAAACCCGAUGCUACCGGUUCCGGUAAACCCGUUUCUCCCACAAGUUUUGCCGGGUUUUUCUGGCAGGAGACAGUCUAGCUCAUCUGAAGAUGAUACACCUUAGUGUCGGUGAGCUUUAUUUAGCCUGGUAGAGAAGGCUCUGUAUAAAGAAAGUAGCCUGCAGGAAUUUUUUUUUGUUUAACAUCUAAUUAUUUGUAAUUUCCAUAUUUUGUAAUUAUAUAAGUAUAAUUUUGGAAAUCAAUUAUGAACACAUAGUAGAAGGAAUCAGGAAAUACGACUGCUAGAUUUGUGCUAAUAUCAAUAAAAUUUUCAGUAGCGGCUAAGUAAAA
Spinacia oleracea (spinach) is the source of this 3788-nucleotide messenger RNA. Its product is annotated as formin-like protein 1. The coding region runs from base 278 to 3562 and encodes 1094 amino acids. The record is from RefSeq and is a predicted model, not a curated record. Gene Ontology annotation, biological process: actin cytoskeleton organization; actin nucleation. Gene Ontology annotation, molecular function: actin filament binding. The transcript is spliced from 4 exons. NCBI's taxonomy places the organism in Eukaryota, Viridiplantae, Streptophyta, Magnoliopsida, Caryophyllales, Amaranthaceae.